Molecule: messenger RNA, 2166 nt
Organism: Henningerozyma blattae CBS 6284
Lineage: Eukaryota; Fungi; Ascomycota; Saccharomycetes; Saccharomycetales; Saccharomycetaceae
Gene: ECM27
Product: Ecm27p
Exons: 1
Coding region: 1-2166 (721 amino acids)
Biological process (GO): monoatomic cation transport; intracellular calcium ion homeostasis; transmembrane transport
Cellular component (GO): membrane
Molecular function (GO): monoatomic cation transmembrane transporter activity
Source: RefSeq, a predicted model, not a curated record
AUGGAUUUUCUUUUAAAAUUAGCUCAUCCAGAGCUAUUGUAUGCUAAUUUAACAGGAGUAUUCAAUUUCAUAUUACCAAGUAUAUUUCAUAUCAUUCUUUCAUUCAUAUUAUUGGGUAUUUGUGCCUCGGACUUUUUAUGCUCUAAUGUUGCCACUAUUACAGAUUCUCGUAACCAGAGUACAACAGGAACCUUGAUGAGUAUUCUAUUAUCAUGGUGUAAUUCAUCUCCUGAUUUAUUCUCUACUUUUAUCAGUUGGACUUCUUCAUCACCCAAACUCAUUGCUGAAAAUGAUCUUGAAAAUUCAAACGCAAUAUUGCUGUCGAUAGGUGAAGUCAUUGGAGCGUGUGGUAUUAUAUUGUGUGUCGUUAUAGGUUCCAUAUUUAUUAUCAUCUCUAAUGUUCAUUUGGAUAUUUCUGAUUCACAAAGGUUUACUAUAUUGAUUGAUUUAGUUAUAUCCUACUUUGCGAUAUAUUCUCUUUUCACAAUUUGUUAUAGAAACAAAAUCAAUUUUUUGGAUUGUAUUGUGAUGUUGACAUUAUAUUUGAUUUAUUUGUUUACAAAAUUGAAAUUGAAACAUACUAAAGAUAAUUCUUCAUCAAAUAGAAACAACGUUGAUCAAGAACAAGGCAAUAUACCGAAUGCCAAUUCAUACGAAGUCACUGAUGAUGAGGGGAAUUUCCCAAGUUAUGUGAAGCCAAAUAUUAUCACAGCAAUGGAUUUUAAUAAUUUGUUGUCAAUUCUGGAAAAUAGCACAACAAGUUCCAUUGGAGGAAGUUCAUUCUUAGGGGGUACAGAACUAAUUACUUUAGAGGAAAGACCUAGUGCAACAUCUUCAGUUAACAUGUUGUUAGAUACUCCUUCUUCAAGACCAGCCUCAGCACCAACUAUUCAUGAAAUUUCAAACAAAUAUUCAGAUAAUCUUCCAACUAUCUAUAAUCCACCCAAUACUUCUCCAGGUAGUUUUGCCCCAUAUUACGACACCCCAAAGAGCAAUACCCCCAAUAAGAAUAUUAUCACUACAGACACUAUCGUUACCACAACUCUUCCCAAAAGGAAAACAAGACUGAGGAAAUUUAAAAAAUCUUUUAACCGAAAAUUAUUACCACAUUUAGCAAAUUUCAACAAUAAAUCUAAAAUUGAUAAAUUUUUAUCAAUUAUUACAAUACCAUUUGUGAUUAUUCUUCGUUUAUCAGCUCCGCAAUUUGAUUCAAUUAUUGACUAUAAUACUGAAUCGAAAAAAUUUAAUUAUUAUUCUAAUGAUUUAAUAUUUCUUUUAAUUCAAUCAAUAAUAUGUCCGAUUUUCACUCAAGUAUUACUUUUCUCAUUAAUUGCUAAAAAAUUAUCUUUAAUUUUUUGGAUAAUAAAUUUUAUCAUCAUUUCAAUCCUAUUAAUUUUAACAUUAAACUUUAUUAGAAAAUUAAUCAAAUUCAAUAAAUUUUCAUUGACUUUAAGUGACAAUAACGCUUUCAUGAUACAGGAAAGAGAAACAGAUUAUAGAAAUUUAGAGACGUUGCAUAGAUUAAUUACAGUUAUUUUUUUAGCAAUUGGUAUAAUAAAUAGUAUCUUAUGGAUAGCUAUUUUUGCAAAUUCAUUGAUUGAAAUUUUAGAAAAAUAUCAAGAGAUAACAGGAAUUUCAAAAGCAAUUUUAGGUUUAACGAUUUUUGCAUGGGGUAAUUCUAUCAGUGAUUUAUUAUCAAAUAUUGCCAUGUGUAAAUUAUACAAGAAGUUACCAGAACAUGAUCAAGAAAGCAUUUCUAAGAUGGCCACGAAAUUCUUUAUAAUCUCUUGUGGGUCAUGUCUUGGUGGUGUUUUAUUAAAUUCAAUGGGUGGUAUUGGGUUCAGUGCUUUGAUAUCUAUAUUGUUUGUUAAAAAAUACAACGAUGGCAAUUGGUGGUUUUUAAGAUCAAUAGAAUUGGUUCAAGCAAGAACAGAAGCAGUAGAUUCAGAAAUUGACUCACAAGCAUCCGGUCCCUUGAUGGACAAAAAAUUUUUAGUUUCAUGCAUCUUUAUUACACUUCAAAUUAUAUAUUUAGGUGUAUUUUUUGGUUCCCCAAAAUCAAUUAGAAAGAAAUUUGUAUCAAACAUGAAAUUCAUUGGUAUUUCAAUGUGUUCUAUUUGGGGUAUUGCAACAUUAAUUAAUGUGAUUUUAGAAGUAUAUUCAUAA